Molecule: messenger RNA, 12948 nt
Organism: Spea bombifrons (plains spadefoot toad)
Lineage: Eukaryota; Metazoa; Chordata; Amphibia; Anura; Pelobatidae
Gene: HSPG2
Product: heparan sulfate proteoglycan 2
Exons: 98
Coding region: 85-12639 (4184 amino acids)
Molecular function (GO): protein binding; calcium ion binding
Source: RefSeq, a predicted model, not a curated record
CCCCUGCCCGUCCCCCUCUGCCCUCAGUCUGCUCGGUGCUGGGUCCCGGCGGCUGCUCAAACUUUGUGUGGCCCUCGGCGCAGAAUGGGGCCCCCGACAAGACUGCUGUGCGUGCUGCUGCUACUCCAGGUGGCGCACAGUUCCCGCGUUUUGGAUGAGGUGUAUUUCCCAGAGUCAGACACACGGACGGGAAGUCACAGAUGGAGCUAUGGAGACCUGGCAGACGACGAGGAUUUUGUGGCGGACGAGGCCUCAGGAGAUGAUAACGGGAGCUCUGAGAUCGGCAGCGGAAACGUGGCUUCGGAACUAGAGAAACCAACACAAGCACCCUACGCUACAGGUAUUUACACCUCCCCGAUAGUGCCCCAGCUGGCGGGUAUGAGUGUAUCGGAGCAGGACCCAGAGCCCUUUCUCAUCUAUUACAGAGCGCUGGUGAAUUUCACCCAAUCCGUGGAAUAUUCCCCCAAUUUGGACAAUGUGUCGUCGGAUGAAUUUCGGGAUUUGUCAGAGGCCGUUGUUGACACGCUGGAAUCCGAGUAUCAGAGAAUUCCUGGAGAGCAAAUGGUCAACGUCGUAUACGUCAAGCUUAUUGAUGGAUACGUAUUCGUAGAACUUGACGUGGGCUCAGAGGGUAAUGCCAAUGAUGCCCAGAUCCGGCAGGUGCUCUACUCUGUGAUUGAAGGUGGAUCCAUCGCCUCGUAUGUAACAUCCACGCAGGGAUUUCAGUUUCGCCAUCUCGGAUCAGCACAAACCCCACCAUCUCCAGUGGGGAUGGCGCUGCCAGUCACUCCCACCGUGCGUUCCUGCACAGACUCAGAGUUCACCUGUGGCAGCGGAACAUGUAUCCCACUGGAGUUUCGCUGUGACCAGCGGCAUGACUGCCAGGACAUGUCAGACGAGGAUGGAUGUGAGGUCUCCACUCCUCCGGUUCCAAGAAUAACAACUGCGUCAGUUCCACGUACGAUCCCUUACACAACGAGACCGACUGUUACUGCAACACCUCCUCGCGUAUUCACUCGGCCUCCGGUCUACACCACCAGUACAGUCAAACGUCCUACCCCAAAACCAGGUCUUGAUCUUGAGCCACGUCAGUGUCGGCGGGAAGAGGCUCGGUGUCCCAACGGACAGUGUAUCCCCAGAGAUUAUCUGUGUGACGGGGAGAAAGACUGCACGGAUGGCAGCGACGAGCUGAGCUGUGGAACUCCUUCUCCUUGCGAACCCAAUGAAUUCAAAUGCAAAAAUGGCCGCUGUGCCUUGAAGCUUUGGCGCUGUGAUGGUGACAACGACUGUGGAGAUAACUCAGAUGAGCUGAACUGCCCCACAAAGGGACCAAGCGAUGCAUGUGCCCCAGAUCAGUUUGUGUGCGUGGGCUCCCGUACCUGCAUUCCUGCCAGUUACCAGUGUGACGAGGAGGCCGACUGCCCUGACCGCUCCGACGAAGUUGGCUGCAAUCCUCCCCAAGUCAUCACACCUCCAGAGGAGAGCAUCAUGGCUUCCAGAGGGGAUACCGUGCGUUUCACUUGUGUAGCCAUUGGAGUACCCACUCCCAUCAUCACCUGGAGAUUGAACUGGGGUCACAUUCCCACCAGUAGCAGAGUCUCAAUGACCAGUGAGAAUGGACAUGGUACCCUAAUAAUUCGGGAUGUAAAGGAAGCGGACCAAGGAGCUUACACUUGUGAAGCAAUCAAUGCUAAGGGCAUGGUCUUUGGAAUUCCAGAUGGAGUCCUGUCCCUAAAGCCAAGCAGAGGCCCCUGUCCAGAGGGAACAUUUCACAUCGAAAGCACAUCCAAGUGCGUCCCCUGCUUUUGUUUUGGGAUCACCAAGAUCUGCCACCACACGGGGCGUUAUAGAAGUCAGAUCCGCCUGAGGUUUGACAUACCUGAUGAUUUCAAAGGGGUGAAUGUUACGGCACCGGCACACCUGGGAAUCCCCCCAUUGUCCUCGAAUCAGCUGCAGAUCGAAGCAAGCGAGGAAGAGUUUCAGCUGGUGGAUCUUUCACGAAGAUUCUUGAGUCAGGAGUCCUUCUGGAGGCUCCCUGCACAGUUCCUGGGGAACAAGGUUGACUCCUAUGGGGGAACUCUAAGCUUCAAGGUUCGUUAUGGGUUAACUCGUGGUCAGUCUGAGCCGGUGAGAAGACCUGACACGGUUCUAAUAGGAAAUGGGCAAAAACUGAUCUACCGCAUCCAGACACCUACCCAGCCAUCCGUUGUGAACCAGCGCACCAUUUAUUUCGCUGAGGAGAACUGGAUUCACGAGUCUGGGGCUCCAGUGACUAGGGAGGAACUCAUGAUGACGCUGCAGAACCUGGAAGGCAUCAUGAUCCAAACGGUUUAUGACAACAAGAUGGCGAGCGUGGGAAUUGCAGACAUUGUCAUGGACACAACAUCUGUGGAGUAUAGCCAGCUGGGCAUUGCCACAGGCGUGGAGGAGUGCAGAUGUCCAGGCGGUUACUCUGGCCUUUCUUGUGAGGUCUGUGCUGCGCAGUUUGAGCGAGUUCCCGGAGGACCAUUCCUCGGCACCUGCUCUGGCUGCAACUGCAACGGCCAUGCCACCUCCUGCAAUUCUGAGACCGGUUAUUGUGUGAACUGUCAGCAUAACACGGAGGGGCCGCAGUGUAACAAGUGCAAGGCUGGCUUCUUCGGCGACCCCACCCGAGGUACUCCUGAUGCUUGCCGGCCAUGCCCCUGCCCGCACACCGACUACAGGCGCAGGUAUUCUGACACAUGCUUCGUGGACACGGAUGGGCAGCCCACAUGUGAUAAUUGUCUCCCAGGUUACACUGGACGUCGAUGUGAGAAAUGUGCAGCAGGGUAUGAGGGGAAUCCCAUGCAGCCAGGAGGCCGGUGCGAGCCCAGCAGUGCGGGACCCCUGGAGGAGUGCGAUAAGAGGGGCAGCGCAUCCUCAUCCGGCCAAACUUGUAUCUGUAAGUCACACGUGUCCGGGGGGCGCUGCAAUGAAUGUAAAGGCGGCACCUUCUACCUCAGUGAAAGGAAUGCAGACGGCUGUCUGAAAUGUUUCUGCAUGGGUAUCACCAGGCAGUGCUCUAGCUCCUUCUGGAACCGAGACCAGGUCCGCUCCACCUAUGACAGCCAUGAAAGGGUGCCCUUCACCAUUUCGAAUGCAGCCAGCACCAGAACGUUCACUGACGGUAUCAGUGUCUCCGGCCCUUCAGAGCUCACAUUUGGGAAAUUCAGCAGCAUUCCCCCUGAUGUGUAUUUCUGGGUCCUGCCCGAACGCUUCAAAGGAGAUAAAGUGACAUCCUAUGGUGGGGAGCUGCGCUACACCAUCACAUAUGAGUCCCGCCUGGGUUCCCAGCCCCUGUACAGUCAGCCAGAUGUGGUGCUGCAAGGAAAUGGGAUCUUCCUGGAACACUUUGCAAACAUCAGGAUGGUACCUGGAUUCCCCAUCACUGUAGUUGUGCCAUUCCGAGAGGACUCGUGGCGUCGGACAGAUGGUCAGGAUGCCACACGAGAGCACCUGUUAAUGGCUUUGGCAGAUAUUGAUCUCCUGAUGAUCCGGGCAUCCUACGCAGACAGCAUGGCAGAGACCAGGAUCUCAAAUAUACACAUGGAUAUUGCUGUACCACACACAACAGGCCUGCAGCGAGCAGUGGAGGUGGAGCACUGCGUCUGUCCCCCUGGUUACGCUGGGCCCUCGUGCCAGGACUGUGACAUUGGCUAUACACGAUCCACCAGUGGCCUCUACCUUGGCACCUGCGAACGCUGCCAGUGUGGUGGUCACUCCACUGAAUGUGACGGAGAGACAGGAGAGUGCCUGAAUUGCCAGCACAACACGGAGGGUGCCAAGUGUGAGCGCUGCAGGCCUGGCUUUUAUGGCGAUGCCACUAGGGGGAGCCAAGGAGACUGCCAGCCUUGCCCCUGCCGUGGAACUUCCAGCCAGUACUUUGGAACAUGCUUCCUGGACACAGACGGGUACCCUACAUGUGACUCCUGUCCAUCGGGCUACGCAGGACGUCAGUGUGAAAGAUGUGCUCCCGGUUACAGGGGUGAUCCGGCACGUGGCCAGCCCUGCACAGUGGAUUCUGGCCUUGGCUGUAGAUGCGAUCUCAGAGGAAGUGUAACAGGCACAUGUGACUCCCGGGGACAGUGUCAGUGCAAGCCUUAUGUGGAGAGUCCUUCCUGCAGCACCUGCCGCCCCAACCACUUCUACCUCAGUGCUGAUAAUCCAGAAGGCUGUCUGCCUUGCUUCUGCAUGGGGGUCACCCAGACAUGCACAAGCUCCAGAUACCACCGCGAACUGAUUACCAGCCCCUUCCUCCCUGGGAACUUCCAAAACUUUGCUCUGGUGAACAGACAGCAUAGCACCCGGAUCAGCACUGGAUUCACAGUGGAGAUGUCAAGCCAUGGACCACAGCUGAGCUAUGACCAGUUUGACCAGCUGGGUCAGGAGACAUACUUCUGGCAGCUGCCAGAGGGAUAUCAGGGGGAUAAGAGGGAGAUGUACUAUGCUCGGAUACGUCGGGCUCAUAAGAAUGAAUCAUCCCUGACGGAGGAGGAGUUGCGGAAGAGAGUAGCAAUUGGGGACACGCAUUCUGACAUGCACUCUCGUGUCAGACGUCAGGCGAAGAUGAAUGAAAAGCAGAAAAAAAUUGACAGUGAAAUCUGGAGCCUUCUGUCUAGCUUUUCAUCGAAUCAUUCAUCACCUCCUGAAGAUUCUUCUACAAGUCCAAAAAUACUGCAGGAAUCGCCUGCUGCCGUUUCAUCUGCUUUAGUUGCUGCCCCAGGUCCCCCCUCUCCUCAUGGGUCUCAUAACCCAACACGGCACCACUCAAAAUCUAGGCCAUCCUCAGGAGCCUCUUCUCGCUCCUUCCCUCCAGUCGGUCCUCCCGGGCAGUACCACAGGCCACCCACCCAUCAGGCUCCGAGAGGAGAUUCUCCCCAGACACCAGCUUUGGAUUCCACCAACCUCCUCUUCUCUAGAAACACACGGCUGAGGGAUGCAGAAAAGUAUUCUCUUAUCUACAAGGGCUUUUCUCUUCUCCCUGAAGGCAUUUUCUACUGGCAGCUGCCUAAAGCUUUUACUGGGGACAAGGUGGCGUCUUACGGUGGGAAACUUCGCUAUACAUUAAGCUACAAGGCAGGAAUCAGAGGGACCCCACUGGUCGAUGCUGAUGUUCAGAUCAUGGGUAACGACAUCACAUUGGUCUCCUAUCAGCCUGAGCUACGUCCCCGCGAAAGCCAUACCUAUGAGGUUAUAUUCAGAGAGCAUCAGUGGAAACGUCCUGACGGGCGGCAGACCACUCGGGAGCAUCUGAUGAUGGCUCUGGCUGAUCUGGAUGAGAUUCUUAUAAGGGCCUCAUACUCCACGGACAUGAUAUCUGCCAGUAUCACAGGCGUCAGCAUGGAGACUGCAGGGCCAUCAUAUACGAGCUUGCCACAGGCGUUAGAGGUUGAAGAGUGCCGCUGUCCUCCUGGAUACCAAGGACUUUCCUGUCAGGAUUGUGCUCCUGGCUACACACGGACCGGUGGCGGCCUUUACUUGGGUCACUGUGAGCCAUGCGACUGUAACGGACACUCGGAGACCUGCCAUCCGGAAACUGGUUCUUGCUCUAAUUGCCUACACAACACAGCUGGGGAGUUCUGUGGCCAGUGUGCGCCAGGGUUUUAUGGGGAUGCCACCGCUGGGACCCCGGAGGACUGCCAGCCUUGCGCAUGUCCAUUAACUGAUCCAGAGAAUCAAUUUUCUAGAACCUGUGAAACUCUGAGUGCUGGUGGGUAUCGGUGCACAGCAUGUCCGACGGGAUACACUGGACAGUACUGUGAAAGAUGUGCCCCCGGCUACACAGGAAAUCCCAACAUCCGUGGACAGAAAUGUGUUCCUGAGGGCCACCAAACUAACCUCGUAGUGAGGAUCCAUCCACAAAAAGCCACGGUCUCCCAGGGGGGUGAUGUGACUCUACGGUGCCAGGUGACUGGAAAUCCUCCUCACUAUUUCUACUGGUCUCGAGAGGAUGGACGUCCACUGCCUGGCAAUGCCAAGCCAAGAGAGAAAGGAGAGCUGCACUUCUCUGGAGUACAACCUUAUGAUUCUGGUAUUUACAUCUGUACCUGCCGCAAUCUACAGUUCGCCAAUACCAGCAAAGCAGAGAUCGUUGUUGCUGCUGCCCCCAGUAAGCCUAUCACAGUGACCGUAGAAGAACAGAGGACCCAGAAUGUUCAGCAAGGUUCAGACGUCACCUUUAUAUGUACAGCAAAAAGCAAGUCUCCGGCCUACACGUUGGUAUGGACACGGCAGAACAAUGGCAAGCUUCCCGACCGCGCAAUGGACUUUAACGGCAUCCUUACCAUCCGCAAUGUGCAGCCUGAGGACGCCGGGAUUUACAUCUGCACCGGCUCCAACAUGUUUGACAUGGACGAAGGCAAUGCCACACUCUAUGUUCAAGAGACGUCUCAGACCCAGAUGUUUUAUGGACCAUAUGAAACGUUUGAAGGACACAGACCGUCCGGAGCAGGAGUCCAUCCCUCAGCUUUUAUUGAACCCAGGCAGCUUACUGUUCAACGUGGUCAACCAGCAGAAUUUCGCUGCACAGCAACUGGAAACCCAACUCCAACACUAGAGUGGACAGGUGGACCAAACGGAGCUUUGUCUUCCAGAGCCAUUAUCCAAGGAGGCAUCCUACGUUUUACAUCUACAGAGCCUUCUGAUGAGGGCCAAUAUACCUGCCACGCACGCAAUAGUGCAGGACAACACCUUGCCAGGGCGGAUCUCAGAAUACACAGUGGGAGCUUGCCAGAAGUACAAGUGAGCCCUGAGCGUGUAGAAGCCAGGGAAGGGGACACUAUCCGAUUAUACUGUAGGGCAGGCGGCAGUCCACCUGCUACCAUUUCAUGGAAGAAACAAGAAGGCAGCUUGCCCUCACAGGCCCUCAGCUCAUUUGGCUUCCUUCACUUUCAAAGCAGCAGUCUUGAAGCUCUUCGGAGACGUAUCCAGGAGCUCCAGGCCCGUACAGAGCGGUCGGAUAUCUCCACCCUUGUGAUUCCCUCCAUAACAGCGGCUGACGGAGGAAUCUAUCUGUGUGUGGGGAGCAGCUCUGCUGGAUCGUCACAAGCCAGAAUAGAAGUCAUUGUGACCAGAGUUGUCGUCCCUGCGUUGAGAAUUGAACCAUCAUCAGACAGAAUAGUUGAAGGCCAAUCCGUGGAUUUAAAUUGCGUGAUUCCCGGUUACGAAAAUGCCGUGGUUACAUGGCACAGGUCAGGAGGACGCCCACUUUCUCCAAAUCACCAGGUAUCCGGUUCACGUUUGCGCAUUACGCAAGCCUCCACAGCUGAUUCCGGGGAAUACAUAUGUCGUGUCACUAGUGGUGCUGGCACACAGCAGACUUCAAUCUAUAUCACCAUAACCCGUGUUUCGGGUCCACCGCCUUCAGGCAGCUCUCCUGCUGUGAAGAUUGAAUCCUCGUCCAAUGCUAUUAUUGAAGGACAAACACUAGAGCUGAACUGUGUGGUUGCAGGACAACCGAAUGCUGUGGUUACGUGGCAUAGAUCAGGGCGUCCCCUCUCACCCAAUCACCAGGUUCAUGGCUCUCGUCUGCGGAUUGUCCAAGCCUCUGUGGCAGACUCUGGUGAAUACAUCUGCCGUGCCACAUCUGCAGGAGUCACACGCCAGGCAUCUGUUACUGUCACCAUUAUCCACGGCUCGGGCCCAGUUUCUGGAAUUACGCCGACAAUCAAGAUCGAGUCUUCAUCUGAUUCCGUGGCAGAAGGAAAGACUGUUGUUUUGAACUGUGUUGUUGAGGGUCAGCCACAACAACAGGUUACGUGGUACCGACCAGGAAAGCAACUCGCCCAGAAUCACCAGGUCUCUGGCUCCCGGCUACGAAUUAUCCAAGCAUCUCCGUUGGAUUCUGGAGAGUACAUUUGCCGUGUCAGCAGCAGCUCAGGUGUCCAGAUGGCAUCCAUCACUGUGGAUAUCGAAGGCUCCCACCAACGCAUCCCUAGUUCUCUCUGGAUUGAGUCGUCCUCACAGACUACAGUGGAAGGUCAGACGGUGGAUCUUACCUGCAAGGCUGAAGGACAUCCAGGAGCUUCUGUGAUCUGGCUCAGGGCUGGUGGACGUCCUCUCUCAUCAAAUCACCAGGUUUUUGGCUCCCGGAUGCGCAUUACUCAGGCAUCUCCAGCUGACUCGGGAGAGUACAUCUGCCGUGUAAGCACAGCCUCUGGGAUACAAGAGGCCUUCAUCACCUUAACCAUACAGAGGUCCUCACAAGCUCCUGUAAACAUACCGUUGCCUGUAGUUAUAGAGAAAUCCUCCGAUAAGGUGGUCGAAGGUCAAACUCUGGAUCUAAACUGUGUGAUAGUAGGGAAUCCACUAGCCCAAGUUACCUGGAGCCGUCUUGGAUCUGAAUUAUCUUCCAACCACCAGAUCUCAGGCUCCCGUCUUCGCAUUGCCCAAGUUUCUACUGCUGAUUCUGGUGAAUAUAUCUGCCAGUACAACAGUGGCUCGGGAGUCCAAAAAGCCUCGGUUGUCAUUACCGUUAUUUCAGGAGCUGCCUCAUCCUAUCGGCUCCAAAGUCCAGUUAUUUCUAUUGACCCACACACUGCCACAGUACAACAGGGGGGGAACGCUACCUUUAAGUGCCGCAUCCAUGAUGGCGCUCAGCCAAUCCGUAUUACCUGGCAAAUGGCCCAUAACCAACCUCUACAAGAAGGUAACGUGCACAUCAGUCCCGAUGGCUCCAUUAUCACCAUCAUUGGUGCUCACCAUAAGAACCAGGGCUCGUACCGCUGCAUGGCUUCUAAUGUCUAUGGAUCAGCCCACAGUGCCGUGACUCUCAUGGUACAAGGUCGUCCAACAGUCUCUGUGAUUCCAAACGGACCCAUCCGGGUGAAAGUGGGUGAUCCGAUCACUUUGGAAUGUAUGGGUAUGGGUGACCCCCGGCCUUUGGUCAGCUGGCGCCGCACAAGCUCUCGGCAAGACCUCAAGCAGCAGAACCUGGUGCCACUGGACAGUAACGCCAUACUACAGAUUUUAUCUGCAAGAUCAGAAGACUCAGGAUCGUACACGUGUGUUGGCCAGAACCCAUCGGGUUCCACACAAGUCCAGGUAGAGGUUCACGUGGAGGAUCGUGUGGUGAGCCCCAGUGCUCCCAAGGUCACUGCAGACGAGCCCGUUCACAUUGUGGUGGCUGGGCAGAGCGCCACCCUGACAUGUACUGCUACAGGAAACCCGGCUCCAACCAUAACCUGGUCCAAACUUCGUGCUCCCUUACCUUGGCAGCACCAGGUGGUGAACAACACUCUGAUUAUUCCCAAUGCUGCCCAGCAGGAUUCUGGACAAUAUAUCUGCAAUGGCUCUAACACAGACGGAUACGCAGAGGUUUUCAUAACCCUGGAUGUUGAAACGCUGCCUUAUGCUACCACCCUUCCUGACGAGCUGUCGGUGAGUGUUGGAGAGGUUAUCCAAAUCCAGUGCCUAGCACAUGGUACUCCUCCACUCAAGUUCCAUUGGACCAAGGUCAACGGAUCUCUGCCAGACAGAGCCACAACGCGUGACAGCAUCCUGCACAUCAAUUUAGCAACCGCUGCGGAUGCUGGAACCUACCGCUGUGCGGUGAGCAACAAAGUGGGGAGCAGCGAGGCAUCUGCACAGGUCAGCGUUUUAGCUCCAUUUUCUGUGCGAGUUUCACCCCAUGCUGACACAAAAGGUGUAAAUGGAAUUGCAGAGUUUACCUGCCAUGUAAUUGGGGAUCCAAGGGCUAGAAUACAGUGGAUGAAAGAAGGAGGUCCACUUCCACCAAAUCACAAAGUGCAAGGAUCGGUGCUUCGAAUUUCAAACCUUGAGCGUGGAAACGAAGGGGUGUACACAUGCCGAGGAAUCAGUCGAUUUGGCCAGGCUCAAGACAGCGGGAAGCUGGUUAUUCAAGCUCUUCCCAAAGUGAGAAUUAAUAUCCGCACAUCGGUGCAAACGGUACUGGUUGGAAAUUCUGUGGAGUUUGAAUGUCUGGCCAUUGGCGACCCUCAAGCCAAAGUUACCUGGAGUAAAGUCGGCAGCCGCUUGCCCCCUGAUGUACUGAUCAGCGGGGGCAUGCUAAAGAUCGAGCAAGUAAAGCAGUCUGAUGCUGGUCAGUACCGCUGUACCGCUGCCAACGAUGUUGGAGAAGUCCAGUCUCACGUCAUUCUCCACGUGCAGUCCGUUCCGCAAAUUGCUGCUCAGCCUGAGAUGAAGGAGAUAACAACUGGAUCAACAGCCAUAUUCCCAUGUCUGGCUUCUGGUUUUCCGGUCCCUGAAAUCACAUGGACCAAGCUGGAAGGAGAUCUUCCUAGUGAUGCUCGAAUUGAGAACAAUGUGUUAACCCUACUGUCUGUGAGACCCGAGGAUGCCGGGACGUACGUCUGUACUGCAGCCAACCGCCAGGGCAGAGUCACUGCCUUCUCGAUGUUGAAAGUUCGAGAACGGAUCAUGCCUUACUUUUCUGGCCGGCCCAAGUCUUAUUUCACUCUGCCAAGUAUUAAAGAUGCGCAUAAGAAAUUUGAGAUAAAGCUCACUUUCCGGCCGGAUACUGCUGACGCUCUGGUUCUUUAUUCAGGGAUGCUGAUUUAUAGUGGGCAGAAGAAGACUAGCGGGGCUGAUUUUGUCUCUUUUGGACUGGUGGGCGGCCGGCCGGAAUUCAGAUUUGAUGCAGGAUCGGGAAUGGCCACUAUUCGUUAUCCGACACCUUUGACGCUUGGCGAGUUCCAUACUGUUACCCUCUACAGAAACCUGACUCAGGGGUCAUUGGUAGUAGAUCAGCAAGCUCCUGUAAAUGGGACAUCACAGGGCAAAUUCCAAGGCCUUGAUCUGAAUGAAGAGCUAUUCCUCGGGGGAUAUCCUAAUUAUGACGCCAUCUCUAAGACCGGCUUGAACACUGGAUUUGUUGGUUGCGUUCGACAAUUGAUCAUCCAAGGUGAAGAAGUGAUUUUCAAGGACCUAGACUUAAAAUCAAGUGGAAUCUCCAACUGCCCAACUUGUAGAGAUCAACCGUGCAAGAAUACUGGAACUUGUCAAGAUACAGAAAACAACUACGUGUGUUUGUGUCCUCCUGGUUUCGCUGGAAGUAACUGUGAACACUCGCAAGCCCUACAUUGCCACCCAGAUGCCUGUGGUCCUGAUGCAACCUGCAUUAACCGAGCUGAUGGCCGGGGAUACUCAUGCCGCUGCCACCUGGGCAAAUCUGGAGACAAAUGCAUGGAAGGUGUCAUGGUGAAUACCCCAUCGUUUAAUGGACAGUCCUCCUACAUCUCCUACCCUCCUCUCACUAACAUCCACAAUGAGCUACGAGUCGAUCUGGAAUUUAAACCCCUGUCUCCUGAUGGUCUUCUUUUCUUCAGUGGAGGGAAAGCUGUCCCUGUAGAGGAUUUUGUGUCCAUUGCUAUGGUUGGGGGGCACCUGGAAUUCCGCUAUGAAUUGGGAUCAGGUUUAGCCAUUCUACGAAGUGCUCAGCCCAUACAGCUGGGACGGUGGCACAAGGUAUCUGCAGAACGUUUGAAUAAGGAUGGGACAAUGCAGGUAGACAGCAAUCCACCCAUUAAGAGGUCAUCACCAGGAAAAAGUCAGGGGCUUAACUUGAAGACACUGAUGUACCUUGGGGGUGCGGAUGGCUCUGUGGAACUUCCAUCCGCUGCCAAUAUCAGUCAGAAUUUCCAAGGCUGCAUUGGAGAGGUUUCUAUUAACGGAAAGAAGGUGGAUAUAUCAUACAGUUUUAUUGAAAGCAGAGAUAUUGGUCAAUGCUACGAUUCCUCUCCAUGUGACCGAAGGCCGUGUCUGCACGGGGGGCGAUGCAUGCCAACUGGAGAGUAUGAGUACCACUGUUUUUGCCGAGAUGGCUUCAAAGGAGACCGGUGUGAAUCUCACGAAGAUCGCUGUCAAAUAGAUAAUCCAUGCCUCAAUGGUGCCACUUGCAAAGAUAACAGAUGCCACUGCCCAGAAGGCUUUCAUGGAACAUUGUGUGACCAAGGAGCCGCACCAGCAAGUCCAGAUCGAGACUGGCACGUGGAAGGCAGUGGGGGCAACGAUGCACCAGGACAUUACGGAUCCUACUUUUCUGACGACGCUUUUAUUGCCCUCCCGAGACAUAUGUUCCCCAGGAGUCGACCAGAUGCACCUGAAACGAUCGAGUUUGAGAUUCGUAGCACGUCUUCAGAUGGUGUGAUUCUGUGGCAGGGAAUGGCCACCUACCACUCAGAGCAUGAACUGCAUGAUACUAACCAGGAAGAGAAUGAUCAAGGCAGGGGAAAAGAUUUUAUCAGCCUUGGGCUGAAAGAUGGGCACCUUCUAUUCAGUUACCAGCUGGGUAGCGGAGAAGCAAACAUUUUGUCUGAGGAUCCAGUAAAUGAUGGAGAAUGGCAUAAGAUUGUCGCUGUCCGUGAAGGGAAAUCGGGCAGCAUCCAGAUUGAUGGUGAAGAUCUAGUCUCCGGCAGCUCACCUGGCAAAAAUAUAAUGGUGAACACCAAAGGCAGCGUCUACAUAGGCGGAGCACCUAAUGUGAAGAUUCUGACCGGAGGAAAGUUCUCAUCUGGAAUUACCGGCUGCAUCAAAAACAUUGUGCUUCUGAAUGCCAGACCGUCUCAGCAACCGCUGCAGCCAAUUGACUUGAAGCAUCACGCGGAGACGGGGCAGAACACCCGAGAGUGUCCUUCAUAGGCUGGGGCCGUUAACUCACCAGCAUCUCCAAAGCAAUCCAGAGACUUUGUUUUUUAAAAGAGAGAGACGCUGAUAAAAAGGAGAACAAUUGUAAAUGGUGCUUUUGCUGCUACCAAAUAUGAGAGGGUGGCGAUAGGUUUUGGAUUGUGCAUUUCUGUAUUACUCAAGCAGGUCUCUUCCUUUUUAGUUAUUUUUUUACCGUCUUCCUAUUUUCAUGUGUAUUAUUGCUGGAUGAAGGACUAGUGUCUGUUUUUGAUCCAGUUGCUUUUGAGUCCCCCCUCACUAACAUAAUGAACAAAAAGAAAACAA